Messenger RNA from Pocillopora meandrina, 1406 nucleotides. The record is from the annotation of a GenBank genome assembly. NCBI's taxonomy places the organism in Eukaryota, Metazoa, Cnidaria, Anthozoa, Scleractinia, Pocilloporidae.
AUGUUGUCGUCCGAAGCGAAGGUUGCGAAGAUAACGCGCCAGGCGUAUGUGGCAAAAGCUUACAUCCAAGUGAAUGGAGCGGAAUACUCCCAACAACGGAGAGGACAUAAUGUCGUUGUUGUGCAGGGAGCAACAGGUAAGGUGUCCACGCACAAUAUAUGGGAUCAAUCGUGCAACUGCGUACCAACGCCUCCCUUAAACCAGCGAUCGUCAACUGAUAACAAGUUAGGGUUAACGUUUGGUUAGAGGAGAGGUAGGUGCCCAGUUGCUCAGAUACUAACAUUGAUCCAAUGUUGGUGAUAAAAGAGAGGUUUGUCUGUUUUAGAACAUUGAACUUCUAAAGUCUUAUUUUGGUUCGGCAUUUAUCUUCCAUUUUUUAAUUUAAUUCAAUUUCGUUCAGGUCAAGUGUUACCCAGCCGUGCAUUCGACACCCAUGGAAGUCAGUCCGAAGGCGUUCGCCUCAGGGACUAUCUCAAUGCCAUAAGAGGAAAGUAUGUAGCCUGCUGCAUGGGUUCACUCAUCGAAGCAGAGCGCGGCAAUAAGACAGCGCGAUCGUGGCAGCGGACUCAAAAAGAGAGAGAGACUGGUUCGGGUCGGGUCGAGAGUUAACCUAGAUGUCUGUUUUUCUCUUGAGCCAACAAAAGACAUAUGUAGUUUUAUUACCCUUUUUGAAUUGAAAGUGCAUUGCGAUUGUCGAAACAUUUCAGGAAUGCACAUCACACCAUCAUACUCUUGCCAUGACCUAGAAAAACUUCAUCUGCGUGUUUUUAUUCACCUGCAUAUUAAAUCAUGUAAGGAACCAAUGAUUUAGUGAUAGCCUGGGAAAGGGAAGGGGUUGGAGAAUUUUAAGGGGGGGGGAUAAGUCAUCGCAAACAGAGUAUAAAGGGGGUCUAUAGAAAAUUGACUGUCAACUAACUGCCCAUGAGGGGAAAUCAUAAGGAUAUUACAGAGCGGGGGGGAGGGGGGGUCAGGCUAAUAUUAUCGUGGCAUAACCAAAAUCCCCCCCAAACUACCCCUCCUCUCGAAGGCUAAUGACCAGUCCCUAAACUGGAAUCAUUUUUUUUAUUAUUUUGGACUUAGUUUACAAGCCUCUUUUAAUAAACCAGUCAAAUGCUUAUUCAGUUUUAAGUUACAUCGUUUUGGUGGCCAUUGGAGACGAGGGUUCGUUACAUGUAUCACCAGCAAUCGACGCUCUUAAGAGAUUGGGCGCAAGUGAUCCCGACGUCAUAGUGAAGUUGAGGGAGUCGUAUGCUCUUAUUGGCUUCGCAGGAGACAACAAACCAUCUUGGAUUGAACAAAAAAGUGCCACAAAAGCAAAUGGAUCCAGUAUUAUAUCUUCUAGAAUUCUCCUAAAAUUAUGUAAGUUGAGGCAUUUUACACCGCAAACUUUACUUGAAAUAAGGUAA